Messenger RNA from Ichthyophthirius multifiliis, 1781 nucleotides. Its product is annotated as tcp-1 cpn60 chaperonin family protein, putative. Gene Ontology annotation, biological process: protein folding. The transcript is spliced from 6 exons. Gene Ontology annotation, cellular component: cytosol; chaperonin-containing T-complex. The record is from RefSeq and is a predicted model, not a curated record. Gene Ontology annotation, molecular function: ATP hydrolysis activity; ATP-dependent protein folding chaperone; ATP binding. Lineage: Eukaryota; Ciliophora; Oligohymenophorea; Hymenostomatida.
UAAAUAAAAAAAACUCACAUUAAAAAUGGAUAUGGUCGGAAAUGUACUUCCUCAAGUACUAAAAAACGAGGCAUCAGAAGAAAAAGGAGAAAUGGCUAGGCUCUCAUCUUUUGUUGGAGCUAUUGCUGUAGCAGAUUUAGUCAAAACAACAUUAGGUCCUAAAGGAAUGGAUAAAAUUUUACGUCCGACUGGUCCUGGUCCUUAAUCAUAAAAUAUAACAGUAACAAACGACGGAGCGACAAUAUUAAAAUCUAUGUAUAUAGAUAACCCAGCUGCUAAAAUCUUAAUUGAAAUAUCAAAGACAUAAGAUGAAGAAGUAGGAGAUGGUACAACCACAGUUGCAGUUUUCGCUGGAGAACUAUUAAGAGAAGGUGAGAAAUUAAUUAACUAAAAAAUCCAUCCUUAACAUAUAAUAAAUGGAUGGAGAAAAGCCAGAGAUGCUGCCCAAUAUACAUUGAAUAAGAUUGCUAGAGAUAAUUCCACAAACGAAACCAAAUUUAGAGAAGAUCUUUUAAAUAUUGCCAGAACUACCCUUUCUUCGAAACUCUUGACUUAAGAUAAAGAACAUUUUGCUCGUUUAGCUGUCGAAGCUGUUUUGAGACUUAAAGGUUCUGCAAAUCUUGACUAAAUCCAAGUAAUUAAAAAAUCAGGUGGAUCCAUUAAAGACUCUUAUUUAGCUGAUGGGCUUAUUUUAGAAAAACAAAUCACUGUAGGAUGUCCUAAAAGAAUUGAAAAUGCUAAAAUUCUCGUAGCUAACACUCCCAUGGAUUACGAUAAAAUAAAAAUAUACGGAACUAAAGUAAAAGUAGAAAGUAUGGACAAAGUAGCUGAAAUCGAAGCUGCUGAAAAAGAAAAAAUGAAAAACAAAGUCGAUAAAAUCCUCUCAUAUGAACCUACAGUAUUCAUAAACAGACAACUUAUAUAUAAUUAUCCAGAACAAAUGUUAGCUGACAAAGGCAUCAUGGUAAUUGAACAUGCUGAUUUUGAUGGAAUUGAACGUUUAGCAGCCGCUACUGGUGCUGAAAUCCUUUCCACAUUCGAUAGUCCUGAAAGAUCUGAAUAAAUAAUGGGUAAAUGUAAACUUAUAUAAGAAAUAAUGAUUGGAGAAGAUAAAUUUGUAUAAUUCUCAGGAUGUUAAAGAGGUGAAGCUUGCACUAUUAUACUCAGAGGUGCCUCCUCUCAUAUAAUUGAUGAAGCUGAAAGAUCUCUUCAUGAUGCUUUAUGUGUAUUAGUUACUACUGUUAAAAAUUCAAAGGUAGUCUACGGAGGUGGAAAUUCUGAAAUUUAAAUGUCCUUAGCCGUAGAUCUUUUAACUUAAAAAGUUAAAGGAAAAUAAGCUCUUGCUAUUGAAGCUUAUGCUAAAGCCCUUAGAUAAUUGCCUACUAUUAUUGCAGAUAAUGGAGGCUAUGAUGCUGCUGAUCUUGUUUAAACUUUAAAAGUAGAAAUCUCAGAAGGAAAAACUUCUAUGGGAUUAGAUAUGAUGAAUGGUGGAGUCGAAGAUAUGGAAAAAUUGGGAGUUACAGAAUGUUUAAGAGUUAAAGAAUAAGCUCUUUUAUCAGCUUCUGAAGCUGCAGAACUUAUUUUAAGAGUAGAUAGUAUUAUUAGAGCUGCUCCUAGAUAAAGAAAUAGAAUGUGAGCGUAUUCGAAUUUAAUUUGUUUUCUUUUUAUUUUUUUUAAUAAAAAAUAUUUAAAAAAAAAAUAUAUUAUUUUUUAUAUAGUUAUAGUUAUGUUUUAUUGGAUUUUUUUUUAUUUCAAAUAAAUAAAAUAAUUCAUAUUUUUAA